Alternaria arborescens is the source of this 141-nucleotide messenger RNA. RefSeq lists its product as hypothetical. The transcript has a single exon. Lineage: Eukaryota; Fungi; Ascomycota; Dothideomycetes; Pleosporales; Pleosporaceae. The record is from RefSeq and is a predicted model, not a curated record. Bases 1 to 141 code for a protein of 46 amino acids.
AUGUCCUGGGACAAGGAUGGCAGCAAGGUGCACAACAAAGCAGCGGGCAGCCAGCGGUCUAGCCGUAAGUACGACGUUCGGAAGGGACCUUUUGAAAGUGGAGGAGGUGCGGCGCAACAGAAAGCUAAAGGCGACGGUUGA